GCCCCGCCGGACCCUCCUCGGGACGCCUCUGGCGACCUUCGAGACGCUGGAGGCGAGCGUCGGGACGCUGGAGGCGACCUACGGGAUGCUGGAGGAGGCGAUCCUCGGGACGACGGAGGCGAGCUUCGGGGCGAUGGAGGUGUUCUUCGGGGCGCGGGAGGCGCUCAACGGGACGCCCUUCGGAGCGCUGGAGGCGAUCUUCGGGGCGCUGGCGAUCUCCAGGGCGCGCUUCGGGACGACGGUUACCUCCUGGACACUGGCGAUCUUCGGGACGCGGGCGGUCUUCGGGACGCGGGGGACCCUCGGGGUGCUGGCGAUCGCCGGGACGGCGGCAGCCCAGAGGGUGGCGACGGCCCCGGCCCAGGAGUGGCCGGCGCAGCUCCCCGGAGGGGACUUCGACGUGUUCGGCCUGGUGACUCAGGCGGCGGCCCAGAGGGUGGCGGCAGUCCCGGCUCUGGAGUGGCCGGCGCGACGCCCCGGAGGGGACCGCGACGUGUUCGGCCGGGUGACCCAGGCGGCAGCCCAGAGGGUGGCGGCGGUCCCGGCCCUGGAGUGGCCGGCGCGACAACCCAGAGGGGACCUCGACGUGUUCGGCCUGGGGACCCAGGCGGCGGCCCAGAAGAUGGCGGCGGUCCUGGCCCGGGAGUGGCCGGCGCGACGCCCCGGAGAGGACCUCGACGUGUUCGGCCUGGUGACCCAGGCGGCAGCCCAGAGGGUGGCGGCCGUCCCGACCCUGACGCGGCUGCCGCGACGCCCUGGGGAGGGAGGAGACUGGCCUGUGCCGCCGAAGGCGCGGAGCUACCCGCAGCCCCCGGGAGCCUCUGGAGAUUUCGGCCUGGAUCGGCCUGUGCCGCCAGGGGCGCGGAGCUAUUACCCGCAGCCCCCAAAGACCUGUGGAGAUUCUAGCUUGGAUCGGCCUGGGCCGCCGGAGGCGUGGGACGACCCGCAGCACCCGGAGGCCUCUGGAGGUUCGGGCCUGGAUUGGCCGGUGCCGCCGGAUGCGCGGAGCUCCCCGCAGCCCCCGGAGGCCUCUGGAGAUUUUGGCCUGGAUCGGCCUGGGCCGCCGGAGGCGCGGGGCUCCUCUCAGCCCCCGGAGGCUUCUGGAGACCUCGCCCUGGACCGGCCUGUGCCGCCCGCGGCGCGGAGCUACCCGCAGCCCCCAGAGGCCCCUGGAGGGACGACGACCUCGACCACGGCGGGCGGCCGUAUUAUUAAGGACUGCGGAGCAGCCAACGCGGAGACGGAGGGGGGCCCCCGGGCGCGCGACACGGCCAGCGCCCAGGAGGCCCUGGCGAAAAACCCACCCACCCACCCGCGGGGCGAGCGAAGCCUGCGGCUAAACCCAUCUGAACGCCCUCACCCGGGCGGGGAGACUCCCGCCGCUGGCGCCGACUCAGAGGCCGAGCAGAAGGCCCUGGCGAGGGAGGACCCCGACGCCGACGGCAAGCUUGACCCCGACGACGACGGGGGCGAGGGCAUCGAGGUGGAGGACGUCGGCGAUCCGGAGAGUGGGAUGGAGGCCGUGGCUGCCACCGCGGUCCCGCUCGCGGAAUCGAGGGGAGGAAGACUGGAGGAGGCUGGAGCGCAGAUGGACGGGGAAGGCCCUGCCCUCGGCCUUGGAGUCCCGCUCCUGGGAGCCGCCGUGGGCGUUGCCCAAGGGGGCUUGGCUGCCGGCGGCCCUGGUGGCGAGCUGUUCGCGCCCACGCUGACCUCGGCGACGCUCUCGCUGGCCGGCGGCGCCGACGCUGGCCUCGGCGGCGCGGGCGCCAGCGGCCCGGCUGACGGCUCCGGCGGGGUCCCCGACGGCCCCGGGGGGGGCCCAGGGAAUUCUGAGCGCGCAUGCAUGAGCGCUCAGAAUUCGUCCCUGGCGGCUCCCGGCGCGGCCCGGGCGCCCGCUGGCGCGGGCGGCGCGACCGCCGAGGAGGGCGGCGCGGCGGCGGAGGAUCGCGAGGGCGAGGCGCGGACCCCAGAUCGGGGCCCAGCAGCCCCUCCGCGCUGGCGCGACCCCGGCACGCCUCUGGGCGGCGAGCGGCCAGCGGCAACCAGCCCAGACCUGGUCGGGGAUGGCCCUGGCGCAGUGCCCUUGGGCGGGGGGCCGUCGCCGCGCGCCGACGCCGAGCUCCCCGACGUGGAGCCGCUGCCGCCGCUGCUGGCCGCUGCCGCCGCAGGCCCGCCAGAGGUGGGCGUGCCGCUCGAGCGCUCCGCGCAGGCGUCGCAGAGCCAGCGAGCGGUGCCAGGCGGGAUGGCGCCAGCGCCGCUGGACCCCGCCGGAGCGCCUGCCGACGCGGCCGCACCGCCCCCGCAGGCUGGGCGCCAGGCGCAUGCCGAACGCCGAGCGGAGGACGAGGGAGAUGACACGUCCGACGCCAGCACUGACUUCGGCACCGACCCCCCCGAGCACGGCGACGACGACGAGGCGGCGCAAGACGCGGCAAGCACCGACGCCAGCAGGGAGGACAGCAACGACCCCAUGGAGCACAGCGACGACGAGAAAAUGGCCAGCCUCGGAGUCCGCACCCGCGGGUGCCCGGCCGAGCCCCGCGAGAUCCCCGCCGCCGGCGCCGACUCGGGAGCCGAGCGAGCGCAGGAGACAGCGGCAUGGCCCGCCCUGAGGCCGGCGUCGGCGUCGCCGCUGCGGACGGGGGCGAAGCCGGCAGGUGGGGCGUCACCCUGGGAGGGGGCAAGGCCCGAGCUGGAAGGGCUCCUCCGCCCUCGCUUCGAGGCCCUGGAAGGGCGGCCCGGGCCCCAGGCCAAGGCCCCCAAUGACCCCCCCGGAGCGGAGGGCACCCCUGCCGACGCCGACGACCACGGGGGAGCGACUCGCCAGGCGCGCGUGUUACCCACCCCGACGCUGAGGGCGGGGGAGGACCGCGUGGAGGAGCUGGAGUGCCAUUGCCUGGACCAUGCUGGUGGAGAUCUUGGCUGGGGCGACCCCAGCGACGACGACACCAAGGAGGGGGUCACGGCGGAGGACAGCCCCGACGACGCCGAGCUCGGGGGGGCGGAGCUUCCCCCAGAGAUGGCGACGCUGGACGGGCCUGGUGGCAGCGCCGCCGGCCACAUCCGCGGCAGCUACGACGGCGGCACCUACCGCCUCACCGGCGGCGCCGACGGCCCCGCCGGCGGCCUC
Messenger RNA from Prorocentrum cordatum, 3130 nucleotides. The record is from the annotation of a GenBank genome assembly. Lineage: Eukaryota; Dinophyceae; Prorocentrales; Prorocentraceae.